Rotaria sordida is the source of this 2561-nucleotide messenger RNA. NCBI's taxonomy places the organism in Eukaryota, Metazoa, Rotifera, Eurotatoria, Philodinida, Philodinidae. The record is from the annotation of a GenBank genome assembly.
AACGACGAAAUAAUGAAUUCAAAACAGAAGAAAAUAAAAGAAGAGCCGAAGCUCUGAAAAUUGAGCGACAAGAUGAUGAAUUCAAAACAGAAGAAAAUAAAAGAAGAGCUGAAGCUCUGAAAAUUGCACGACAAGAUAAUGAAUUCAAAACACAAGAUAAUAAAAGAAGAGCCGAAGCUCAUAAAAUUGAACGACAAGAUGAUGAAUUCAAAACAGAAGAUAAUAAAAGAAGAGCCGAAGCUCAUAAAAUUGAACGACAAGAUGAUGAAUUCAAAACAGAAGAUAAUAAAAGAAGAGCCGAAGCUCUGAAAAUUGCACGACAAGAUGAUGAAUUCAAAACAGAAGAAAAUAAAAGAAGAGCCGAAGCUCUAAAAAUUGCACGACAGGAUGAUGAAUUCAAAGAAGAAGAAAGAAGAAGAAAUGCACUAAGAAUGCACAAUAGUAGAGAUAAUUACAAAAGUAGUUUUGAUGGCAUGAAAUCAAAUUAUGAGUCAAAAAUAAAAGAAGGACCUACUCAUAUUUGCAGCUGUUGUGGUGGUUUAUGCAAAGAUUUUGAUGACGAGGACAAAUGGAAUGAAUGUGACGAUAAACCAGUCAAUCCAAGUACUACUGAAACAUUAUUAAAUGACGAGAUUGGUGAUCAGAAUGAUAUUGGUAUUAAAUUUGCUCCAGGAGAGAAUAACAGGCCGAUAUCGAUUCUAAUGGAUUUAAAAGUCGAUGAAUUAACAUUUCCGAAAAUUUAUUGUGGCAAGCAAAGAAAAAUCAAAGCGAAUGUUAAAUUAACUUAUGCUAAGAUUGCCAAGUCAGAAUUAAGAAUGUUUGAUCGAAGAUGUGGUAGAAUAUCGAAAUUGUUUUUCACAUAUAAGAAACUACAAACGAGAAAGUUCUCCGAUGCUAUUUCAAUAAAUUUGAGAAAGACAAAAAAUACAAAAAACAUAACUGUUGCACAAAUGCUCAAUCGAGAUUAUGUCAAUGGAUUGAUUCAUAGUGAUGAUGCUUUUACAUUCUUGAGAUGUGAUCGAUCUUCACCAGCGUUCUGGGAACUAAAGAAAAAGGAAGUUAUGGCGAUGAUCAGACAGUUAGGAUGUCCAACACUAUUUUUAACAUUAUCAGCAGCAGAAACAAAUUGGUCAGAACUUAUUAUAAUAUUAAGUCAAGUGUUGGAAAAUAAAGUAAUAACAUUAGAGGAAGCAGAAAAUAUGAGCUAUGAAGAGAAAUGUGAUUUGAUAAGAAAUGAUCCUGUAACAUGCGUUCGUUAUUUUGAACAUAGAUUAAAAUGUUUAUGGGAAAUAUUAUCGGCACCUUGUGGUCCAUUUCAAGGCUAUGAAUUAGAAGAUAAAUAUGUCAGAGUUGAAUUCCAAGUCCGGGGCUCGCCACAUAUUCAUGCUCUACUGUGGUUAAAAAAUGCUCCGAAAUACGACAAAGAGAAACCUGAAUCGAUCGAAAGGUGUACGGAAUUUAUUGAUAAACUAAUUUCGGUUAACGCUAAGCCAACUGAAUUUUCUGAAUGCCUUAUAUGUUUGCAACGUCAUAAACACUCACAUACCUGUAAAAAACACGUAAAGGAUGGCAUUGAAUGUCGCUUUGGUAUUCCAUAUUUUCCAAUGAGAAAAACGAUGAUUUUAGAGCCAUUCAGUGACGAUGAAAAGUUAACUAAGAAAGAACGUGAAGAGAUAAGUAAAAAAAGACGAAAUGUAGUUCAAGAACUUGACAAAAUAUCAAAAGAUACAGAUAAUUCAUUAACUUUUGAUGAAUUCUUGAAACAUAUCGAUAUGAAUGAAGAAGAAUAUAUUAAAAUGAUUCGAGCUGGAUUAAAAAAAGCGAAAGUAUUCUUGAAACGUGCUCCAAAUGAAAUCAGAAUCAAUGCAUACAAUCCAAUGAUAAUGUCAUUGCACAAAGCAAAUAUGGACAUUCAAUUCAUUCUUGAUCCUUAUGCAUGCUCAAUGUAUUGUGUUGACUACAUUAGCAAAUCUGAAAAUGGAAUGUCUAAGCUUCUAAGAGAAGCAUUGAAUGAAUUAAAAAAAGGUAAUAACACAGUCAGAGAACGUCUUAGAGUUAUUGCAAAUAAAUUUUUGAAUUCAAGUGAGAUUUCAGCACAAGAAGCUGUCUAUCAUAUUUUAAGUAUUCCACUUUCAACCAGCAGCAGAAGUACUGUAUUUAUUAAUACGAAUAGACCCGAAAACAGAAUUUCUAUGGUCAAAUCAGAUGAGGUUCUUCAGAAACUGGAGCCUGGUUCAAAAGAUGUUUUUGUUCAAGGCUUAAUUGAUAUGUAUAUAAAUAGGCCUGAAGAAAUGAAAAAUAUCUGUUUGGCUGAUUUUGCUUCGUUGUAUAAUGUAUCAAAAAAACAGACAAACAACGUUCAGAUUACGGAAAAUUCUGAUGAUGAAGAUGUCAUUGACAAUGAAAUUGAUGAAAAAAGUGUUGCUCUAAAGAUGAAAAAUGGAAAAGGAUGGAUUAAAAAAAGAACAAAGAAAAAAAUAAUAAGAUUCAGAAACUUUAAGCUACAUCAAGAUUCUGAAAAUUAUUACAGAGAGCAGCUGAUGCUGUUUCUACCAUGGAGU